Messenger RNA from Lachancea nothofagi CBS 11611, 534 nucleotides. The record is from the annotation of a GenBank genome assembly. NCBI's taxonomy places the organism in Eukaryota, Fungi, Ascomycota, Saccharomycetes, Saccharomycetales, Saccharomycetaceae.
AUGAGCUCUACUGUAAGCCAGAAACCGACCAAAUUCUGGAGUAAGGUCAAGUCCUCUACGAAAUCGUUUUCUUCGUCUUUCGCCCAACUUUCAAUCAAACAAGAACGCGAUGGUGAUACACCUACGACAACUGUGGUUCACAAAGCAUUGGUAAAAUUCUACUCCCACCAGGAGCCCUUUCAGGGAUUUCCAGACUGGCUAGGCCAUAAGGAAGAGCUGCCAGAUGAGCAGAAAAUACUCAGGAAGCAUAAGGACCAUCAUCAUGACCCCAGAGCUCCCGCUAAAGCACACACGGCAGAAACUGAAACAUCUCGCACGCAGCCAGUAUCGCCGGCGGCCACAGCACGCCCGACAGCAGGAACUGAUUUUAGAGGUAUUUAUAAAAGCUCUCUAGGAUCACGAGUCGCUCAUUCGUCCUCAGCACCUCCAUCUUCUGUUCCGGUGAGCUCAGAUACGAGCAUGUCAUCACGUGCCCCACCUCCCACCCAAAGAACUUCAUCGAUGCUGAUGCGCGAGCGUUUGAAAAGGAAAUGA